AUGUCAAAUCGAAAGCUACAAAAGGAAAUUGACAUUAUUUUUAAGAAAAUCCAAGAAGGACUACAAGACUUUGAUUAUCAUUAUGAACGAUAUGAAAGCAUACAAAAUACUGAGGAUGAUUCAGAUAAUCAAAGAGAAAAAGAGAAAUUGGCCAAUGAUCUAAAGAAAGAAAUCAAGAAAUUGCAAAAAUUUCGAGAACAAAUCAAACAUUGGCUACAGAAUGAUACUGUGCAUACCCUAGGUCCCGUUGGAACAUCGUAUGAGUCUAAACUAGCCGAAAAUAAAAGUCUAAUUGAGGAUUCUAUGGAAACGUAUAAACUAGUAGAAAAACAAAGCAAAUUGAAAACAUUUUCUAAUCAGUCUAUCAUGAUGGCAUUUAUGGAUACUACGAAUGGCGAUGAAGAUGACGAUGACGACGACUCUGAUGACGAUGAUGAUGGGUUGUUUAGUGGCAGUGAUGAAGACGAGGAAGAUGAAUAUAGUGAUUUACCAGAGGAUGCAGUCAACGCUAUUCAUUUUUUCAAAGAUUCUAUACUACAUUUGAGAGAACAAACACACAAGUUGGACCAUGAAUACGAAAAGUUGGCAGCCAAGAAGUUACGUAAGAAUAAUUUGGCCACGAUAGAGGCCAAGAAGGAAAAGAUCCAGCUGACGAUAGGGAAUAAUAAGUUUCACCAAAAAAAGCUCAAGAAAUUACUCAAAAAAUUGAAAAGUGGUAUAGUCACUGAGUUCAACUUAAUAUGGUUGUUGAAGGAUGAUUUGGAUAAAUAUUUAGAGUCCAAUGGUGAUUAUGAAUUCACUAGGGAAACAGAGUUGUACGAUGACAUUUUCAAUCAAAUUGCAGCUGUGGAGGAAGACUAUUCUGAAAUUCACGAAGACCACCACGAUCAUUCCUACUCCGAGAAAGCUUCAACGGCGAAUGGAUCAAACCAUGAUAGUGUGACUACUGCUACUACAGCUAAAAACACUUCUGUUUCAACACAACGAACAUCACCGUCUCCAAUUUUAACGAAAGCAAAUGGUCAUAUCAAAGAAUCGUCUGUUGAAUCUGGAUCUCCCACGUCUUUGCGCCUGAAACUUCUGAAAGCUCACACCAAUAUACUGCAACUGAGCACACAUUCAAAUACUGCUGCAACUACAACUACUUCCACCUCAUCGACACAUGCGCCAGCUCCUCGACAAAGUCCUGAAUUAACCUCGCCAGCAAUUGUAAAGACUUUGAGACCAGCAACUGCUCCUUCCAAGCCAGUUGGUAGUCUUAAGUGGUCAACAGCGGCAGCAGUAGCAAUCCCUGAAGUUCAGGAAAAACCAGAGUUGGCAGAAUCAGAAUCCAACGGAUCUAAUGUACACAAAACAAUAUCUAAGGACCAAUAUGAUGAAACAGCAGGUUACGAAAAACAACAGCAACAACAACAGCAGACACUGCUAGAACUGAAGAUUCUUUCUACCACCCAAAGUUUAACUCCUUCACUCACUGAUAAUAUAAAUCUUGAAAAGUGCAAGCAAGUUAUCAAGAAUUCAAAUUUAACAAAAACUGAAUUAGGGUUGUUCUCAGAUAUGAACUUGGUUAGAGUUCCACCAGGUAUCCAAGAUCUAGUGAUAUCGUUUGCAUCGAAAAGAAACAACGAUAACUUCAAAGUAUUAGUUGAUGCAGCUGAAUUCAAUCAAUUUGCGUUACCAUUACACAAGCCAUAUUUACCUGAGAUUGUUCAGCCGUCAUAUUAUUCGCAAUAUACAAGCACCAAUUUUAAGCAUCCAACUCCAUUAGUCAAGUUCCAAAGUUAUUGGAAUCAAGUGAGAGCAAAUUUUGGGUUUCAGAAAUUAGUAGAUGAGAUAAAAACUUUAACUUUACAGAAUAAUGCUGAUAACUUGCCAAUUAUUGCUGAAUUGACUUUUGUAUUAUUUUAUGGAUUUUAUUAUGGUGUGACUCCAGCAGAAAACUUGAUUGCCGAGUCGUAUUUAUUUGAAUUGGGUUGGAAGCCUUAUAAGAACCAAACCGAAGAUGGUAGUAAUUUAUCAACAACUCCAGUAAAUUUAAUAGAUAUUAAUGGACUGAAAUCCAAGUCUAGAUCUAAUAACUAUUACUUUUGGUUCAAACGGGUAAAACUAAUUUCCCGUGGUGAAGACAUGGGACAACAAUCCAAUAUUGAAUUUGGUGAUUACCAAGUAUUUGAUUUGAGCUUUUGGGAGAUAUUUGUCAAAUAUGGUUUCAAAUUUGAUUAUAACUUGUGCCAAAUGGAACCACCAAAAACAUUGUUUUAA
This is a messenger RNA of Candida dubliniensis CD36, 2262 nucleotides long. It is a transcript of the gene NOT3, whose product is annotated as CCR4-NOT core subunit. The coding region runs from base 1 to 2262 and encodes 753 amino acids. The transcript has 2 exons. Gene Ontology annotation, cellular component: P-body; nucleus; CCR4-NOT core complex. Lineage: Eukaryota; Fungi; Ascomycota; Pichiomycetes; Serinales; Debaryomycetaceae. The record is from RefSeq and is a predicted model, not a curated record. Gene Ontology annotation, biological process: nuclear-transcribed mRNA poly(A) tail shortening; regulation of DNA-templated transcription.